This is a messenger RNA of Choloepus didactylus (southern two-toed sloth), 5376 nucleotides long. Its product is annotated as translation initiation factor IF-2-like. The transcript has 3 exons. The coding region runs from base 1 to 624 and encodes 207 amino acids. NCBI's taxonomy places the organism in Eukaryota, Metazoa, Chordata, Mammalia, Pilosa, Megalonychidae. The record is from RefSeq and is a predicted model, not a curated record.
AUGCGCGCUGGGGCCGCGGUCUCGGGCCUCCCCGGCGCCUUCUCCGAGCACCUCGGGCCCCGGGCCGCGGGCGCCCCCCUUUCGGAGAAGAGAGGCCCUAGGCCCGGGGAAGAGCUCGGGACUCGGGGCGGGUCGGGGCCCCACCGGGGGGACGCGCGAAGCCCCCCGGAGCGCGCACCUAGAGGGGGAGCUGCGUGGGCGCCGCGCUCCAGCCCCGUAAGGCUGCCGCGAGGCGGAAAGGGCGCGUUCUCGGCGCAGCCUCCGCGGGGAACACGGGCUCCAAGCUCGUGUGGGUCGUGUGGAGGUGGGAGAACCCGGGAACGGGCCCGGCCCGGGGCGCCCUCCGGCCUGGGCAGCAGCGGGCGGCAGCGGUGCCCCGGGAGGAGGGAGCCGGGACCGCGCGCACCGGGGAAGGACGGCGUCAGGCGGGGCCCUUCCCUCGGCCGCGGGGUGGGCGCCUGCACGGCCGCCGGGCACACAGCUGGGGCGUCCCCGCGGAGACGGCCCGAAGGUUUGUCCUGGCCUGUGUGCUCGCCGCCAGCGUCAACUUCUGCCUUGCAUAUGCUGUGGAAUUUAAUCGGAAAGCCCAUUUUGAGCAAUCACACUUCAACGGCUGCAUCUUGAUGAUCGCACCAUUAGGAUCUAUUGAAGAGUAAAUCUUGGGAAUCAGGGAGAGAGUGCAAUACUGAAAUCAUUUUUUUUGGUGAAGUUUAUAAUGAUUUCUUCAUGUCACUCAAAUACUUUCUUUUCAGAUUUUCAGAUAAAGGAAUCUAAUGCUACAAAAUCAGAAAUUUUGUAAACUUAUUACAGAUUGUACGUUUCAGACCAAAUGGGUGUAUAUUUAAUUGUAUAAUUAACAUAUGGAUAUGAGAAGAGGUCUUUUUCCUGUAAAUUGAACUCAUUGCAGUGAAAUAUCAUUAUAAUUUUUCUGUACUUUCCCUUGUAAAUAUUUUAUUACCCUGUCUUCCUAAGCAGCUAUACCAAUUUUAAAAAUUGGUGGGUGUCUUCUAAAUUCUUUUGAGAUCUAAAAACUAUAUCCACAAAAAAUAAUUCAUGAAGGAGUUUUUUUUUUAAAUUACAUAAAUCUGAUUCAUCCAACCAGCUCAGCUUCUUUCUUUUAAAAAUGUGUUGCAAACGAAAAUGAACAAUUCAAAAAAGUGGAUAUGGAAGCUAAGGAAAGGUGUCAUAUUUCUUUUAUGUAGAAAAUCAAGCUUCAAAAAAAUCAAGGUGAUAUCAGUUAAGUUAGAUAAAAGGAAAAAUAAUUUAUUUAAUAAUUUGUUAUUUGCCCAAAGUAUUCCUACUUAUGAGGAAUAGUAUUUAUCUCUGCCCUAAGCAAUCUUAGUUUCAGUCAAAAAACUUAUGGCUAUGCAUUCCAUUUAUGACAAAUUUAAGUUCCAGUUCAUUUUUGAGUUCAAGUAGCAAAAUACAAAACUGGAAUUCUGAUAUUUUAAAAUAAUCAAAUGUGACAUGCAUAUCUGAUAUUUUAUCAGUCCAAAAUUUAAAUAAGACUAUAAUUUUUUAUUACUCAAGGUAAUUUUUAUAAAAUUAUCCAUUCUCUUUAAAUUCAGGAAGUUAAGGCUUGCACCAACUUUUCCAUUUCUGUUUUAUUCAGAAAUUCAUGGAUAAAGCCAACAUGUUCCACAAAUCCAUUCUGGUUUCCCAUAACCCAAUCAGCCAGACAUCCAGUUCUCAUCUUUUGUAGUUCAUCUCCUGCAGUCUCAGUCUCAGGCCCAGUUUCCUUCAUGUUUCUGCUAUUGACUUGUCCAACAGCCAUGAUUCUUUUACUUAUAUUGGAACUGACCUUUCCACUAUGACCUUAGCACUGGGAAAUUGACCUUCAUUUGCUAUUAUUCCCAAAGCGGGGAAUAGGUACUAUAAUAGCUACUUAAAAUAAUUACUUCAACAACUACAUAACAAAUGCACCCCAAGGAUCCUUUACCUGUCUUCCUGGCCAGCUUCAUUCAUGGCUCCACAUGGCAGGGACCAACUCAAGGAUCACCCAUCAGGGAACACCAGGGAAUUCUCUGGCUCCAGAGCCAGUUGGAAAUUUGGCUCUUUAGAUGCAGCGUUUUCUUUAUCUUUCCCGAGAUUAGUGGGCAUAACAAAGAGUGUCCAACAAGGUGGACCCUCUCAGUAAAAAUGGAGAGAAGUUUUAAGGAAGAGCCAAAGUCUUCACCUUUAAAAGCUGAAUUGAUUUUUUAACUUAUAAAAUAAAGAUUUUUUCCAGCUUCAGAAAAGAUUAAUAAUUCACAUCUACAGAGUCAUUUACAUUUUAUUUGGGUAAUUAUCAUCAUGUAGGAGCCGAUAUAAAGCUAAUGAUACAAAGGCUCAUUAACAAUUAAAAGAACGUUACACUGGAAGACUCUUCUACAAUGUCUUUGACUUUAUCCUUAUUGAAGGUGAUGUUGACUGUGUUACAAGCUCUUUGAAGACUCUGGGCAGGUAUAGCACUUAAUUUUAAUCUCAGUGCUUAGUAUGGUGACAGGCGUUGUGCUCACCACAAUUCUCAUCAACCCCUUCUUCUAAAGGUGUUGUUCUUUCUGACACAGUACACGUUCUCACUGUAAACUUUCAGUUCUUGCUCCUGAUCUACUAUCUGUUUUCUCUUUCUUGAACAUUUCUUAUAUAAAAGUGUGCCAAAUGUUCCAUAGUCAUGUGUACAAAGUUUGAAUGGUGUCCCCUGCAAAAAGUAUAUCCAAGUCCUAACACCUGGUAACUCUGUAUGUGAUGUUAUUUGGAAAUUGGGUCACUGCAGAUGUAAUCAAGUAAAGGAUCUUGAAGCAAGAUAUUCCUGAUGUUAGGCUGGGCCCUAAAAUAAUGACUGAUAUUCUUAUAAGAGAAAGGAAAGGAAUAUUGGGGAAAUACAGAUACAGAGGGAAAGGCCACUGAAGAUGGAGGCAGGGAUUGGAGUUAUGAAGCUACAAAACAAGGAACAGAAAGGAUUGCUGGCAGCACCCAGAUGCCAGGAGCUCGGGAUGGAACUGACCCCCCUCAGUGGCCCCAGAUGGAACCAAUCCUGCCAACACCUUGAUUUCAGACCCCUGGACUCCAGAACUCUGAGAAAAUAAUUUUUUGUUGUUUUAGUCAACAAAGUUUUGGUAAUUUACAGCAGCCCCAGGAAAUAACUACAUCUUCCCUUUUCUCUUUUCAAUCUACACUGACUGUCUUGAUAUUUUCUUCCACUUUCAUCUCUCUGUAGUAAUAACCAUAUGUACAUCUCUCCAUCUGAGCCCACCCGAGCACUACAUUCCCACAUACUCAACUUGCAAGUACAAAUCAUUUGGUUUCUCCCCAAUAAAUCUAUAGGAAAAUAUCUAUUCCUAUUAUGGUGUCUGGGUGAAAAUAUUACACAUAUUCUGUACUAAAACAUUAAAAUUCUGAAUUAUUAUUCUUAAACAUAAUAUCAAAUUGGCCAUCAUGCCCUGCCAUGUCUGUCCCCUAAAAGUUUUAAAUUGCCAGUCCUAUUUAUUCUCACAAAUAGAAUGACUGUUUUCAUUUCCACUUAUACCUGCUUGGGUUUAAAUUAAUUUUCAGAUAUUAAAAUUUACUUCAAGUCUCUUGUAACAAAAAAUGUGGUAUUUGCACCAAUGUUAAAAAUACAACAAUGGAAUAAAGUAGUACUUUUAGAAAGAAACACAAAUACAUGCAGGAAUUUUGUAUUUGAAGAAAAAGCUAAUUAAAUUCAGGGGAAAAAUAAUAGUCUUUUUAAUGUCACAUAUUGGCAUAAUCGGCUACACAUGUAUAUCAUAAAGUACACAAUUUAAUUUCAAAUAUGUAAACAAUACAUGUUAAAUGAUUCAAAAUAUUAGAAGAAAAAGUAGACAAACGUGCAAACGUUUGGUGGACAUCUUCCUCAGCAAGAGAGUAAAUUCAGAAAGAAAUCAAUUUUUGGGAAAAAGAUAUCAGAAUAUCAGAAUACCAAGGAUAGAAGGAAACUUCCUUAAGUAAUGGAAGGUUCCUAUCAGCAGCUGUAAGCUACAAACAGCAUCGUAACUGUGGAAAAAUUUGAGGUAGGAACAGGACAGGGAAGUUUUAUAUUAUCUUUUUAACCUGAAAGGCUAAUGUGUGAUUCAUAAUAAGGGAUAAUAUAUAUUAUGGGUGGAAAGGAAUAGGAAAAAAAGCAUGUUAAAAUAUAAUUCCAUUAUUUUCUAUUGUCUGUUGUUCUUGGUGAGAUGCUAGAUGACAAUCCAGUUGUCUAUUAAAUUAACUUUAUCAUUUUGUACCUUGGCAGGUUUAAUGUUUUUCUUUCUCUAUGGCUUCUAUUUGACUAACUAGUGUCCGGUUUGGAUUUACUUGUAUUUGUCCUAUCUUGGAUUACACUAGCAAUUUGGACUUAUGAUUUUGUUCAAGUCUAGAAAACUCCAUAUUAUAUCUAGUAAUCAUUUUUCUCAGCUCUUCAAUUUUUUUCUCUUCUCCUGGCAUUCCUAUUGAUUAUUUAUUAUAGCAUAUCAAUCUAGCCAACAUGUCUCUUUACAAAUCUUAUAAUUUAAAAAAUCUAUUUGUCUUUUUAAGAUGUAUUCAGGAUAAAUUUAUCACUGCAACUUCCUAAUGUACUUAUAAUCACUUCUACAUAACAUACUUUGACUUUUGUUCCUUUCCUGUUUUACUUUCCUUCACACUCUCUCCCUGCCUCCCUGGCAUCACCUCCUAAUUAAACUCCCUGUAGUUGAGUCCUUUUAUCAGGCUCUCCUUUCCUAGAAAUCCAAACUAAAUGAAUACCUUUCACACAGCUUUUCAGUCCAGCCCUUAAUUUUUUUUCCAGGUCAAUUUAUAAGAGUUCUUUAUAUUUUGGUUUAUGAUAUAAAUUGAAAUUUUCCUCCAUUUUUAAUUUUUUUCAUUUUUAUUUCAGAUGUGGUGUUUUACUUUUUUAAAAAAGUCUUACCAUGCAAAUGUUUUAUUUUAAUGUUGUCAGAUGUAUUCACUUAAUGCCUCUAAAUUUGAGUAAAGUUGGGAUUUUUUUCCACACUCCCAGGUUAUUAAAGCAUAUAUUAAUGUGUUCAGAUAGAAGUCACUUUGUCUCUUUUCCUUCUUGUUUUAAAGUUAGUUCUCUGUUUCUAUUGAAAUUUAUCCUGCUAUAUGGUUCAUGGAAUAAUUCCAAUUUGCAUUUCUCCAAAUGCUUAUCCAUUUGUCCCCACAAUAGCUUUCAUAAAGGCUACUUUUUCUCCAUGAUAUGUAAUACCACAUUUUUCAUAUUCUAUAUUUUUUGUACACAGUAUAUUUCUGAAUUUUAAUUCUGUUCCACUUAUUUGUUUAUGAAUGUGACUUUACCAUACUUUUCUUUUUAUUUUAGAGACCUUAUAAUAAAUGUUCAUAUUUGUUAAAAUUGACCCUUCACCAGUGUUGCUAUUUUAUUUUUUCAGGCAUUAAUAAUUCUUG